This is a messenger RNA of Daldinia childiae, 1137 nucleotides long. RefSeq names its product Actin-related protein 2. The transcript has 3 exons. The record is from RefSeq and is a predicted model, not a curated record. Gene Ontology annotation, biological process: Arp2/3 complex-mediated actin nucleation. Gene Ontology annotation, molecular function: actin filament binding. Gene Ontology annotation, cellular component: actin cortical patch; Arp2/3 protein complex. Lineage: Eukaryota; Fungi; Ascomycota; Sordariomycetes; Xylariales; Hypoxylaceae. The coding region runs from base 1 to 1137 and encodes 378 amino acids.
AUGGUUCUUCUGCGGGGCGACGGUUUUCUCGAUGGAGGUACCGGUUUCUUAAAGGUCGGAUACGCCGCACAAAACUUCCCCGAAUUCCAAUAUCCCUCUAUUAUCGGUCGACCCAUCUUACGAACGGAGGAGAAGAACAGUGACAAUGAUAUUGUCCUUAAGGAUAUUAUGUGCGGUGACGAGGCGGCAGCUGCACGGACCAUGCUCCAAGUCUCCUAUCCCAUGGAGAACGGUAUCGUGAAGAAAUGGGAUGAUAUGCAGCACCUUUGGGAUUAUACAUUCUACGAGAAGAUGAAGAUUGAUCCCAAAGGACGCAAGAUCUUGCUUACCGAACCCCCUAUGAACCCCCUGAAGAACCGGGAACAGAUGUGCGAGGUCAUGUUUGAGCGCUACGGUUUCGGCGGCGUCUACGUAGCUAUCCAAGCCGUGCUAGCCUUGUAUGCUCAAGGUCUGAGCUCUGGCGUCGUCGUCGAUUCCGGUGACGGAGUUACACAUAUCGUCCCGGUUUACGAGUCAGUCGUGCUCAAUCAUCUCACUCGGCGACUUGACGUGGCCGGGCGAGAUGUAACACGCAAUCUCAUCGCCCUGCUUCUACGACGAGGGUAUGCGCUCAACCGAACGGCCGACUUCGAGACUGUGCGUCAGAUUAAAGAGAAGCUGUGCUAUGUUUCAUACGAUCUAGAAUUGGAUAAGCGUCUUAGCGAGGAUACAACGGUGCUGGUGGAGAGCUACACAUUACCGGACGGGCGAGUAAUCCGAGUAGGUAGCGAGCGGUUUGAAGCUCCCGAAUGUCUGUUCCAGCCUCACUUGGUAGAUUGUGAACAGCCGGGUAUUGCCGAGUUCCUAUUCAACACCAUCCAGGCUGCCGACGUUGAUGUGCGCUCCUCUCUUUUCAAAGCGAUCGUCUUGUCUGGUGGCAGCAGCAUGUAUCCAGGUCUUCCAUCACGAUUGGAGAAGGAGUUAAAGCAAUUGUGGCUCACACGUGUACUUGGCGGCAACCCCGAAAGGCUAAACAAGUUUAAGGUGAGGAUAGAGGACCCUCCUCGCCGUCGGCAUAUGGUUUUCUUGGGCGGAGCAGUGCUGGCCAACAUCAUGGCCGACAAAGAGUAUGUGGAUCACUCAACAAGAAUGGGCUGA